UCAGCCAAUCAGAUGUAGUUUAACAGCCUCCUGUCGGUUUCGAUAAUAAGGGUGAAAGGUUAUAUUGAAGGCUGCUGGGAUACAAGAUGGCGGUGCAUCAAUAAUAUUUUUUCCGGAAUCGGUGGAAAAUGUAUCUCUAAACAUGAAUUAUCGCCGUACCGUUUGCUUUGUUUGUAGCCUUGUGGUGGCGUCUGUCUUUGCUAGUGUGGGGAGUGCACAAGCUGACUCCCAAGUAUGCCCAGGAAUUUAUUGUGGCAAAGCUUUGCUGGUGAACAACACAUACUCCCAGUGUGGGGCUUGUCCCCGUGGCUACAUCAGUGAUGAGUCGUCCAUCUGCCAGCCCUGCGAUGACGUCCCAUCCUUCUAUGACUGGCUGUACCUCAGCUUCAUGGUGGUGGCCUCCAUCAUCCUGCACUGGUUCUUCAUCGACUGGUUCUCUAACAGACAGAAUAUUGUUCUGUUCUACAUCUCUGCGCUGAUUGAGUGUGUGGGAGCCGCACUGCUGACUCUCGUCAUGGUAGAACCAGUGGGUACCCUGAGUGUGAGGUCCUGCCACACACAGCGCCUGUCUGACUGGUACACCAUGUUGUACAACCCACAUCCUGGCUACACAUCCACCCUGUACUGCACACAGGAGGCUGUGUAUCCACUGUACACCAUGGUGUUCAUGUACUACGCCGUGUCGCUGUGUCUGAUGCUGCUGUUCCGCCCUCUGCUCUCCAACCGACUGUGCAAGAAUAAGGGCGCGGCCUCCAUCUACGCCGCCCUGUACUUCAUCCCCAUCCUCGUGGUGAUCCAUGCAGUAGGGGCAGGGCUCAUCUACUAUGCCUUCCCAUACAUCGUGAUUGUUGCUUCUGUACUGACAAAUGCAGUGUACUUUGCUCAAAGAGACAUCCAGAACGUCCGUCAGAUCGUGCGCAGUAAGCGGAACAUCCUGAUCCUGUGUGGACACUGGAUCAUCCAUGCCUUUGGGAUCGUCGCCAUCACUGGUCUGAAGGAACCGCUGAUCCAUGGCCCCCUCCUCUCACUCACACCCACUCCAGCCAUCUUCUACCUGCUCACAGUCAAGUUCACAGAGCCCAGUAAGUUCCAGGGAGGCCACUAGUCUGCCCAACAAAAUCAAAGCUUAUGGGUUAUGCCAGGGAAUGCAGUGAUGUUGUCAGUUGGUUUUUGGAAUUGGGAAAGUUUUGCCAACAGUUACAUGCAGUUUCAUGCCAUGAAACAACAAUAUAUACAUGUAUUUAAGAUUCAAGAGGAUUCCUGUACUGCCUAAGGUGCACAAGAUCAGUGUUGCUAAAGUGACAUCCAUUGGAUGGGUAGAGUUGUGUGUUUGUGCAUAGUCUUCCUGAUGUUAACAUGUACAAUGUACCAUUCAUUAUUGUAUAUGAUCAUGCUAAGAUAUUACUACAUGUGUAGUACUCAAGUAAGUAGGCCAACUUGUAAAUAUUUUUCAUAAUGUCUAAGAGUACCUUGGGAGUGGCCAUGUAUGGAGGACUGAUAUACAGUAUGUCGUAUCAAUAUUAUUAAGGGCAUGACUGGCUGUCAGGACAAAUAUUUUACUUCAUGUUGUAAGAAGAAAUGUGCAAUAUCUAUAGGUAUAUACAUGAAUGGUAGCAUGUUCAUGUUUGUGGGUUAUCCAUCAUAUGGUGUCGGCAAAGAUCAGACUUGCUUAGAACAGUGUAUAUGAAAAGGAUACCAACACAUAGACCCUUGUUGCAAUAGUAUGCUUAUUUCAUGAUGUGAUCAGCAUGUAGUGUACAUUAUGGCUUCUGAUGUUCAGUAGUCACUAUAUAAAACUUGAAACUGAUCAGAAAGAUA
Messenger RNA from Branchiostoma floridae (Florida lancelet), 1818 nucleotides. Its product is annotated as JNK1/MAPK8-associated membrane protein-like. Lineage: Eukaryota; Metazoa; Chordata; Leptocardii; Amphioxiformes; Branchiostomatidae. Bases 143 to 1105 code for a protein of 320 amino acids. Gene Ontology annotation, molecular function: ubiquitin protein ligase binding. Gene Ontology annotation, biological process: response to unfolded protein. Gene Ontology annotation, cellular component: membrane. The record is from RefSeq and is a predicted model, not a curated record. The transcript is spliced from 7 exons.